Molecule: messenger RNA, 1567 nt
Organism: Leptopilina boulardi
Lineage: Eukaryota; Metazoa; Arthropoda; Insecta; Hymenoptera; Figitidae
Exons: 3
Coding region: 345-1208 (287 amino acids)
Biological process (GO): rRNA processing
Cellular component (GO): nucleus
Molecular function (GO): 3'-5' exonuclease activity; nucleic acid binding
Source: RefSeq, a predicted model, not a curated record
CUAUAUUUGUGUUUUAAAACUUGGUGUAACGGAACGAGUGAAACGUAAUUUUAAUUAUUAUAAUUAUGAUUAAAAUAUUCUCUAAAUAAAAUUACUGAGUUACCUUUACUUGACAUAAUAAAUCGAGCCAAAUUAAUGUGUGUAUUUUAAAAUAAAUCUUCAAGACGUUAAGCAAGUUUUUUCUAAUUUUUUUCUUGUCAACAAUUUUUGAGAUACAUCGAUGUUGGGAAAAUUCAAGUUACUGUUUAUCUAUUUUCAAUUUUUGUUUCAAGGCUUACUCCACAUGUUUGAUUGUAGGUUAAAUUAUACCUAUUUAUUGUAAUUUAAAUAUAAAUGUCAAUUAAAUGCUUUCAAAAAUGAUGGUUUCACAACCACAUUGUAGUACAAUUAAUAGAAAGAAUUCAAAUUCAGUGAAUGAAACUUAUGAAAAAAUGACAAAUGAAAAAAAGGUAACAAAAAUUGAUGAGAUGACAACUAAUGGAUUGCGUGUACCAGGUUCAAAUUGGGAAAAAUACAAAAGCCUUUUGGGAGAAUCGAAGGCUACUAAUAAAGAAUCAACAGAAUCAUCAAUUAAUAAAUCGCCGAGAAAACGUUAUCGAGCUAAAAAAUUCGAUAAUCAACAAGAGGAUUUACAGGUUCCAAUGCAAUCGAAAGCGGCGAAACAAAUUUUAAACGAACCAAAGGAAGGUGAGGCAAUUUUAACAAAACAAAUUGCAAUGGACUGUGAAAUGGUGGGAAUUGGCGAUGGCACUGAAAAUAUGGUUGCACGCGUCUCAUUGGUGAAUAAAUAUGGUAAUUGUAUUUACGAUAAAUAUGUGAAGCCAACGGAGAAAAUCCAGGAUUAUAGAUCGGCAGUGAGCGGAAUAUAUCCACAUCAUUUAACUGACGCUGAGGAAUUUAAAAUUGUACAAAAUGAAGUUGCUGAAAUACUUAAGGGACGUUUUUUAAUUGGUCACGCAAUUAAACAUGAUCUUGAAGUUCUUUAUUUAUCACAUCCGAGAUGGCGUAUACGCGAUACAUCGCGCUAUAAACCAUUUAGAAAAGUAGUCAAUGGCAAUACGCCGAGUUUAAAAAAACUCGCAUCCGAAUUAUUGGGCAUUGAAAUACAAACCGGUGAACAUGAUUCCGUUGAAGACGCAAGAUCGGCAAUGCAAUUGUAUAUGAUUUAUAGGAAAAAAUGGGAAAUGGAAGUACGUUCAAAAAGAUGAUGGCGAUCUCACCAAGUUAGUGAUAUUAAAAACAAACAAAAAAAUUAACCUGCAUUUUUCUUAAGAAUUAUAAAUUCUCUAUAUUGUUGAUCUUAGACUCGAGAUCCUUUGUCUCAGGGAAACUUCGUAAAUUAUUAUUAUUAUUAUUAUUAAUAUAAAGUAAAUUUUUUUCCCAUUGUGUAAAUAUGUUAAAUCUUUUUCUUAAUUCGUUUUUUUCUAAUUACGUUUUUCAAUUGUUACGUAAAAAUUAGAUUUUGAAAAAGGAAAUUUAUUUGAAAAAAAAAACUUGAAGUUACAGUGUAAACUAGUUUUAAAUUUGAGCGAUUUCAUAAAAAAAAAAAAAAAAAAUCGAAAUGAAA